AUGCAAAGAACUAAAAGGAAAUUGGAAGCAAGAGAGAGAAAGAAACAAGAGGCCGAAAUGAAAAAGAACUGUUUUGGAAAUGAGGACGUCGCAUCAGAUUCAGGAUCAAAGAGGCCGGACUUUGAAUUUUCAAGCGAUCUAACAGUUUUAGAAGGUCUGAAAUUUGGGAGAAUGUCAUUUAAAGGCUGCAACCCAGAAGUCGAGAAACUAAUGGUAUACUACGAACGCAAAAUGAAUGGGGAUUCCUCCGACUCAGACUCUGACUACGAGAAAGAUAUAGGAGAUAUUGAGAUGACUACGACGCUGCGUGGUGGAGCAAAAGCCAACAAGAAUAAAAGUAUAGAGAAAAUCAAAAAUUCCUUUACGGGUCUGAAUGAAUCAAGUACGGGCGAAAAAUUAAAUUUCAUUGAUGUUCGUAAACGAGGAGCCCAACCAAAUUGGGCUGGUCCACCAACGAAGACAAGAAAAAGUUGUUAA
Molecule: messenger RNA, 477 nt
Organism: Haemonchus placei
Lineage: Eukaryota; Metazoa; Nematoda; Chromadorea; Rhabditida; Trichostrongylidae
Source: the annotation of a GenBank genome assembly